Molecule: messenger RNA, 2453 nt
Organism: Culicoides brevitarsis
Lineage: Eukaryota; Metazoa; Arthropoda; Insecta; Diptera; Ceratopogonidae
Exons: 4
Coding region: 105-1166 (353 amino acids)
Cellular component (GO): membrane
Source: RefSeq, a predicted model, not a curated record
GUUGAAGAACAGUUUAUGAGACAGUUGGAUCUCAGAUGUUGUUCGUGUUGGAACAACAGUUUCAAACAGUUGUUUUUUUUUUCUUAACAAAUUUAAUUUGAAAGAUGAAUUUAUCAGAAGGAGAUGAAAUGCUGUUGUUGCGAGACACUUUCAAGGAGACAAUUUUCACGGAAACGGAUUUGCAAGUGAUUACCGGGAUUUUUCUCAUUGUUGGCGUCGUGUUGAAUGUCACGCUGAUUUUCUUGUCUGUGAAUCGCGUCGGAGAAGGUGUUACCUCGAAUUUCGUCACUCUUGCUUUCCUCGACAUCCUGAAUCUCAUGUUACUGCUUCCGGAAAUCCUCUAUGUGAACCAUCGCAAUUGGAAAUUUUCUGAAAAACUUUGCACUGUGUAUCUUGGAGUCGAAUGCAUUAUCAAUAUAUCCAUCUUGUACGUCACAAUAAUGACAAAUCUUCAAGUGAUAGCGUCGAUCAACGUGCAUCAACUCGUAAAAAGUGAUUCAUUCGACGAUGGCGAUGAACUUGAUGAACAUGGAUAUCAAAUACUCGGCAAUUAUGAAGCAACUUCAACUGAAAAGCCCGUUUACUAUCCGAAAAGGAGCUCUUUUACAGUAUUUUUCGUGCUUGUGAUGAUUCUCGCUGUAUCAGUUGCCUUUCCAUUCUUCCUGUACGCCCAAAAAGAUCCUUUAGCGGGCAUGGAUUCGUCAAUUUGCGUGAUGCGAGGCUUGAAUGAUCCAAUAUUCAAUACUGUUAUUGCUGUUUUAGUCAUUUUUGUGAGGAUUUUGUUGCCGACAAUGCUUUUGAUAUGCACAACUUUCACACUUUUUGUGAAAUAUCAACGAAUAGAAGACGAAAUUUUGGAAAAUCCAAUUAAAAUUGCCCUCACACUCUCAAUUAUCGUCGUUAUUUGCUCAUUACAGCGCACUUUUGGGUCGUUACUCUUCGAAAUUUACAGUGCAAAACAAAUAACUUCGACGGGCAUUAAUAAGCCAUUCACGCAAUUCAAGUAUCCACAUGUCGAGAACAAUUUUAUUGCAAUUUCGUUAACAUUAACGCAUUAUUUGUCUUCAUUAGUGAGGCCAUUUGCGGUUUUAAUGAUUCAGUAUUGUUGUUGUUGUCGUCGUAGAAAAGUAAAAACCGUUAAUUGUAAUAGUAGUAAUGAGUUAUGAGACCUAAUAAAACUCAGACAGACACAAAAAAUGCCUUUUAUCAUACCUGAUAAGACAAUUUUUCAUAUCAACGUGAUAAGAAAUGAUAUAAUUUCAGCAAAAUAUUUCAGUUUGGCACAAUUUGCACAACAAUGCCGUCGGUUGAAGCUCUUUCAAAUGAAGUUACUGAAGAAAAUCUUGCAAAGAAUGCUUUAUUUACAACAAAAUUUAAUCCUCCAUUGAAAUCGGGACACAUGAUUUUACUGAAAGCAUCAAUUUCAGGAGAUUCUGGAAAUUUUUCAAUACAAUUGUGUGACAAUUUUUACCUAAAAUUCAAUUUUGAUGAGAAAAAAUUAGUUUAUGAUGGAAAAGUUCAAUGCUUUCAAGAAGGUACAAAUGACUUUCCUCUCACAUUGAACGAAGAAUUUAAACUCGCAAUUGGAAUUUGUGACAAAAAUGUGUUAAUUGCAGUUAAUGGCGAACGUUUUCUUCAAAUAACUCCUCUCAAUGAAGAUCAAUUUUUCGUAUUUCAUAAUCUCUCUAUAAAAACUUCACCCGAGCUUCAUACAAAAGUGUCAAAAAUUGAAAAAUAUCAACUUGACGAAGAGGAUUGGAGGAUUUUUGAAACUUAUUCAAACAAAGAUUGUUCUUGUACUCGUUAAUGACUUCAAUUUCAGCGGAUUUAAUUAAAAACCCAAAUCCUCAUAAAUCCAUCAUCGGUCAUCAUAACAGCAAAAAAAAAUGUUGAUAUAGGUCUAACAAAAUUUUGCUCGGAACAUGUGAGAAGGCAUGAAAAUUAAUACGAAAAUUGCUCCCCAGACACUCCAUUCCGGUUAUCAUCAUGAAUUUAUUAACCAGCCUACUACGUUGAAUUUCUUUCUCCCCAACAUUUCACAAACGCAGACGAGCGACGUACAUUAGCAGAGAGGAGCAACAAAUUUAUCAUCAUCAAACCUAUUGUUUUCUCAGUAGCUGCCAAGCCAACCAACACACACAUAAUUUAUUCAUGUUCGUUGAAGGAAAUUUAUCUUCAAGUCAGUCAGGAUGUAUUUGCUGUUCAAAAACUCCCGAAUUUUUUUUUUGUCUGUUUUUCAUUUCCAACCGCAUUUGAAUUUUGCAACAAGGCUUAUUUUCCAUCAUGAUCAUUACGAGACGAGACAACGAAGCAACAAAUUAGCGUGGCUAUGUUCGGUUCAUGAGAGAAAAGGCGUUUACAAACAAAUUGUUGGUCUGUCCCGUAUUUAGUGGUAAAUGAUAAAUAAAUUAAAAUGAAUUUGCGGAAUUUGUUAUUCAAAGUAAUCAAUCUCG